AUGUCGGCAUCGGACAGCGAGGCUGAGAAUACCGACGACUCUCAGGGCUCGCGGAAUCCCAAGAAGCGCAAGAGGAACCAGAAAAUCUCAUGUGAAUUGUGCAAGGCUCGUAAGGUAAAAUGCGACAGAGCAGAGCCGUCAUGUGGCUGGUGUGCCAAGAACAGUCGCGUCUGCGUCUAUCAGGAGAGAAAGAAACCCGGAAUGCGCAUUGCGUACGUUCAUGAGCUCGAAGACAAAGUCAAUCGCCUCGAGGCUGUAUUGCAUUCGCUUGGCCGGCGAGUUGAAGACCACAUCCAGGAACACGAAGUCACGGUGAAAAAGCCGCCAGCUCCUUUUUCGACCCAGACAGGCUACACGCCGCAUUCAGAUGUUUCCCGCGAAGCUAUAUCGCAAUCUACGGAGAGUCCUACCGCUGAUUCUUCCUGGCAGUAUGUCUCUAAUCAGAGGGACCAGCAUCGGCAUCUGCCUGAGCCGAUGUCAGUACGCUCAGUAAUCGCUGAUGGCUCGGAGUAUCGCAAUGGUCCUCGUCCGCGUUCCUACACUUCGUCCUCCUUAACUGCCAACAGAUCUUUCUCCGUCGGUGAACAGGAAUUGCCGCCAUACGAUCUGGUCUACAAUCUGGUCGAUCUAUUCUUCAAACACAUCAACCCGUGGUCCCCAAUCCUGGAUCGUAAGACUACUUUCAACGUGCUCUUUGGAGGAUCUCGUUUGACAGAAGAUGACCGAGUCCUUCUGAACGCUAUAGUCGCAACAACGCUCCGCUUCUCGGCCGAUGCUCGACUCACAGCAACAUCGCGGAAGCAAUACCAUGACACAGCGAAAACCAAAGUACUUUUCCACUGCCUCGAGAACCCCUGCGUUAGCAGUAUGCAAGCGCUAGCCAUCCUCGCCAUCGACACGAUUGGCACAUCGUCCUCAUUGCAAGGAAUGAAUUUGCUGGCCUUUGUUUCCCGAUCGAUAGUGCAGCUCGGUCUCGGCAACGAAUUGACUAUGUACCUGGGUCAGCCUACCUACCAGACCGUGUCAAGCCAUCACCUGGCAUAUCCACCACAGCCAUCGUCGUGGAUAGAAGAGGAAGGAAGACGGCGUCUGGUAUGGAUGUUAUACAUUCUGGACCGCUACACUACGCUCUCUACAUCGUCAACCUUUACAUUCCCGGAUAAUGAUCUCCAUUUGCGUCUUCCCUGUACUUACGAUCUAUUCUCACGCAACACAUCCGUUUCAACUCGGUGGCCGCGGCCUCAGCUAAACUCUUCUGCGCAAUACCCCAUGCCUGACUCUAUGAACAUAUCACCCGCGAACCUCGGCUCCUUCUCCUACCACUGCGAGGUUCUGACGAUUCUCUCACGCAUCCACGAAUUCUUGUCUCGACCCGUCCCGCUUCAUUCUGGGUCAGCAAUGAACAAUUGGCGUGCGACUUACCAACACAUGGAUGGCAGCCUUACCGAAUGGCUGCACUCCUUGCCUGGAGAGUAUGGCAAGAUUUCACAGCUCUGUCACAGCGAUCCUGGAAGCAAGAUCUCGAACUGGAUCAUGCUACACGCCGCGUUCGUGCUUGCGGUUCUUCGUCUGCAUAGCGUAGCAGCAUAUCCCGCGUCGACCUCGAUGCAUUUUCAGCCUUCGUUUAACGCUAUGCAGCGCUGUCUUGGUGCUGUGGAAUCGCUGCGGGAGAUUGCUCAGGACACGAUCAACAAUUCCAUGCUCGACCUCCUGGGCCCGCCUUUUGCCUUCAGUCUCUGGACGAGUGCACGCUUGCUCAUCGUGGACGCUGCGACUAGGGACGGUGAUGUCGACCCGAAGAUUCGAUUCUUCAUAUCUACACUCGAAGCCAUGGGCCAGUACUGGCAGAUCGCCCUGACCUACGCCAGGACGCUAGACCGCCUGGUACGAGAAGGCAGUGAUGCCAUGUCCAUGGGCAAUAACGUCCACUCCGUGUCAACUGUGACACCCUCAACCACAAUGGCCACCAUGACUCCAUCGCCCAGUAUCUCCACAGCCGCAAGCACUGGCUAUAGCUUUCCCUUGAAUAGAGACCCUCCGAGCACAAAUCACCAUCAACAUCAACACACUUCGCAUCCUUCCACCACUCCUUACACGAGCUCUGGCCUACACCCAAGUAGUCAACAGCCACGCUCAUUCCGCGCAAUGCGCAAGCGCAGCUACGAAAUAGGUCGUUCUCUACACAGUCGACGUAGCGAGACUGGUGUUGGCAGUGGCCACUGGUGGACCGAGCCCAACUCCGCAACAACCACUGGCAGCCAGGUCAUCAUGCCGCAAGAUGGCGAGGUCGAGUAUCUCGACGUGUUCACUUUCUUUGACUACCCGAAAGUCCUUCCUCCUGAAGACGGUCCGAUCUCCGGUCCGACCAGUGGCGAGGGCAGUCGAGAGGGAACUCGGACGCCUGGUGCAGGAGUACUUCAUGUUGGACUGGCGCCUACAGGACAAAGCAUGGCACAAUCGAUGACUAGCAGCAGUCACAGCGGGACAUUUCCAUCAUCAGCCAUUGGUGGUGCCGGCAUAUCCGUCACAGCGGGAUCGAGUCGCGUCCAAAGUCCAGUGUUCGCGAUGCCAGUGCGCGAGAGCGACUGGCUGGGGUUUCAACCGCCUCAUGAAUAA
Messenger RNA from Cyphellophora attinorum, 2616 nucleotides. RefSeq lists its product as uncharacterized. The coding region runs from base 1 to 2616 and encodes 871 amino acids. Gene Ontology annotation, biological process: regulation of DNA-templated transcription; DNA-templated transcription. The record is from RefSeq and is a predicted model, not a curated record. Gene Ontology annotation, cellular component: nucleus. Gene Ontology annotation, molecular function: zinc ion binding; DNA-binding transcription factor activity, RNA polymerase II-specific; DNA binding. The transcript has 3 exons. NCBI's taxonomy places the organism in Eukaryota, Fungi, Ascomycota, Eurotiomycetes, Chaetothyriales, Cyphellophoraceae.